Molecule: messenger RNA, 642 nt
Organism: Temnothorax curvispinosus
Lineage: Eukaryota; Metazoa; Arthropoda; Insecta; Hymenoptera; Formicidae
Product: astacin-like
Exons: 3
Coding region: 16-642 (208 amino acids)
Biological process (GO): proteolysis
Molecular function (GO): metalloendopeptidase activity; zinc ion binding
Source: RefSeq, a predicted model, not a curated record
CAAUGGACCGAAGACAUGAACGUGAAUCCCGAAGAAUUGGGCAAUUACUUUGAGGGAGACGUCAUGGUCACGGAAAGCACUACACGAUCAAACGGUGCAAAAGACCCAAAGCUCCGUUGGCCCAAUCACGUUAUUCCUUACGUAAUCGAGGGUAACUUCAAUAGGACGCAGUUGAAACUUAUACGCGAGGCGAUGAAAGACUAUGAAAAGUAUACGUGCCUCCGGCUUAAACCGAGGACGAACGAAAAGAAUUAUGUCAAAAUCGUUAGCGAUAAUAGCGGAUGCUGGAGCUACAUUGGCAAGAUCGGCGGUGCACAAAUAAUAAACUUGCAGAUUCCUGGUUGUGUAACUAAAAAGGGUACCGUAAUACAUGAGAUUAUGCAUACUGCUGGCUUUUGGCACGAACAUACCAGAGAUGACCGAGAUGAUUACGUGACUAUCAAUUGGAAAAAUAUCGAAGAAAGAACCGCAGGUAAUUUCGAUAAACUUUCCUCGGAGGUACUCGAAGACUACCACAUCCCUUACGAUUAUAACAGCGUGAUGCACUAUUCAGCGUACGCGUUCGCCAUAGAUCACAAUGUAAAGACUAUCAUAACAAAAGUAAGCGACCAUCAUUUUUACAAAUGUUCCCUAUGUCAUUAG